AUGAAGGUCAGCAACAUUGCCCUGACCGGUGCGGUGCUCGGCAUGGCCCAGGCUAGCCCUAUUGCUACCCGUGAAGCUAUCACCGACGCCGAUAUCCUCAACUAUGCCCUCACACUCGAGCACCUCGAGGCUACCUUCUACGCGGAGGGUCUCAAGAACUACACCCACGAAGAUUUCAUGAAAGCUGGCUUCAAAGACCCAUUCUACGCCAACCUGCAAGAGGUCGCUUCGGACGAGAAGAAACAUGUGGACUUCCUGACACAGGCGCUAACCGCUGCCGGUGCUUCUCCCGUCAAACAAUGCACCUACUCCUUCCCCUCGACCGAUGUAAAGACCUUCCUAGCCCUUGCUAGCGUCCUUGAAGGUGUCGGUGUUAGCGCCUAUCUCGGUGCUGCUGCGUCCAUUGCCAACAAAGACUAUCUUACCGCUGCUGGUAGCAUUCUGACAGUUGAAGCCCGCCAUAGCGCCUACCUACGCGCCACUAUUGGCGAAGUUCCCUUCCCCCAGCCUUUUGACGAUCCUCUCGACCUUGACGAGGUGUACACCGUUGCAUCGCCUUUCAUUACCUCAUGCCCCUCCAGCAACGGAAAGCUCCCGGUGAAGGCAUUCCCUUCGCUGACGUUGAAGUCAACCCACACCGUCACCAGUGGCUCUAAAGUCAGCUUAGUGGCCGGCAGUGGCUUCGACGAUUCCAACCCAAGCAACCUACACGCUGCUUUCAUUACUGUCACUGGACCUAUCUGGACUCCUCUCCACUUCACGGGUGAUAACUCCUUUACUGCGACUAUCCCUAAUGGUAUUUCGGGCCAGAGCUACGUCGUAAUCACCAAGGGCAAGAGCCAGGUUACCGACGACAAUAUUGUCGCCGGCCCUGCUAUUAUUGAGGUAAUCUAG
Penicillium pulvis is the source of this 894-nucleotide messenger RNA. RefSeq names its product ferritin-like domain-containing protein. The record is from RefSeq and is a predicted model, not a curated record. NCBI's taxonomy places the organism in Eukaryota, Fungi, Ascomycota, Eurotiomycetes, Eurotiales, Aspergillaceae. The coding region runs from base 1 to 894 and encodes 297 amino acids. The transcript is spliced from 4 exons.